UGAUUUCAGAAAGUGGGCAAUGCAAAGCCUGUUUAUACAUGGAGCUAGGCUUAUAGAUUGUUUUUUUUCUUCCACCUAAUGUUAUUUGAUUUUACCUGGAGGCUUUUCUAUGUGUGUAUAUAUAUAUAUUAAUUUGGAAAAGCUGUCUGAGAUGUCUUUUGUGAAACUGUUUUCUGUUUGCUGGCCUGCAGAGGAACUUGUUUAUAAUUUGAGGGAGAGCCUGAAACCCCAGAAGAAUUGCAUCUUUUACUGCCAGUCCUGUGGUGAUGUCAUAGUAAAAGAACGGAAAUUUCUCAGAGUUCUUCCUCUACCAAGUGAAAACUGGAGUGCUUUAGUUGAAGAGUGGUGUUGUCACCCUAACCCCUUUGCCAAAAGCACUUUGCACCCUCAGCGUGAUGACUGUUUUCUUGGAGACACUUUUUUUCUGUUGAAUUCAGGAAACGAAUCGCAUGUGCCUGAACCUCCCAUCUGCUGCUCAGAGACUGGACAUCACGCUUCUCAGAAUGGCUCUACCUUGAAAUCAAAGGAAAAUACCAGAGUAUUUUGUAAGCGCUGCAAGGCAAUGCUGGGAGAAACGGUAUCAUCAGAUACUAUUAAAUACUAUGUCACUGAGGUGAUUGUACAACCAUCUGAGGGAAAUUUCAGCAUAAUAGCACGGUUUCAAUUUGUACAGAGCAUGGUUGCUCAGUGUCUUAUGGAAUUGUCCUCUGCUAAAAGCACAUUUAGAUUCACCAUAAAAGGGGAUGAUGGAAAGAUCUAUAUUCUGAUAUGGCUUUUAAAUUCUGACACAUUGCUGGUGGAGUCUUUAGGAAGUUCCUCCUCCCACAAUGUUUUUACGCUGUUUGAAGAUAUUUUCCUGCCUAACUCUGGACCAGUGGGGACCUGGAGUGCCAUCAAAGUUCUUUACCAGCCAUGCAUUAAGAGCAGGAAUAAAGACCUUGCUGAUGCAUGGGAAAAUGAUUUUGGAGUUCAUCCCUUAAAGUUCCCAUCAGAAACCUGUCUGGAAUUGUUGCUGAUACUGGGACUGAGUACCACCUCUCUGCCCCCUUCACUUCAGUGCAUGAACUCUUUUCAGGGGCGUGUUGAGCAAUGUCUUGUAGCUCCGCUCCGUGUCCUUGAUGUGACUAAUCCGUAUCUGCAGGACAGGCAUGCAUUUCUGCACUAUGGCUUUAUGACAUCUGGUGCUGCUGUGGAGAUGCUGAUGGGAAGGUAUUAUCCCACUUAUCUAACGUGUGGUAUGGCUGCACUUCCUUUAAUGGAAAGGAGUUGCCUGUUUCUAUCAGCCAGAAACCAAACAAACUCUAUCACAUCUAAACCUAAGCUGAAACACUGAAUGGGAAAAAUGCAGGCAGAGCUUACUGCUGGAAGCACAAAAUUUUGUGAUUGCUUCAGUGCUCUGUGGUGGAGAGUCAGGACCUAAAUCUCCUAAGCUGAGAUUCAGAAUUUGACAUCUGUUUCUCCCAUGCCUGUUUACCACUACAGUAGAAAUCAGAGAGGGUGAAUCUGGGCAUAUCAUAAGCAGAAGUAGGUUUAAUUACAAAAAUCGUGAGCUCCCGGGGAGAGCCAGUGUACGUGGAGUACACAGGCAAUUUGCCUCUUCUGGAAAUACAGUUCCGUGCUGCUUGAGAGGGAAGAUCUGCCUGAGGAAUCAGCUCAUUUGCAUGCAAUUCUCUCCAUCUAGACUCCAACAACAAACACCUGGGUGGGCUUCUUAAAAACGAAGUAUUCGCUUCCAUACGGAGGAAAAAGACCUAAGGGAUGAAGUGUAAUAUCAGCAUCUGGCGAUACAUUUCGUUGUAGUUUUCUUAGAAAAUGUGCUCAGAUAUGUUAUUAGCCAUUUAGCCGUGAAUGCACAAUUGAUUACAGAAAUCUAAUUUAGAUAGCCUGGUACGGCCCAUCUUAUCAACUCCUCAAACGGGGUGAAGGUGGAACUAAUCAGGAUUGAAAGUGUCUUGAUUAAUACCAUUCAUUUUAUUUCCUGUUUGCUUCUAUUGUGAAAAGUCUGAUUUUCCCAAUUCAUUUUGAAUUCUAAAAGUGUAGCUGUUUGCUUAGGUGUUAAUUAUCCACUGCUUGCGUCCAUAAAGUCCUAUUAGACACAAACUGAGGGUUGAUGUUCUUUAUGAACAGGCACCAAACUCCCAGAGUGUUUAUCAGGAAUGUGUUAUGAAAUGAGAUCAGCCAAAUACCUCUGUUUACGUACCUCAUUAUAUACCUAAAGAAGAGUCUUUAUAUGGGAGGCCUGAUACGUUUUGAGAACAUCUGUUCUUCUGCAUUAACUGAGACUGUCACCCUUCUGACUGAGAAACAGGCUCUGCUCAAAAGAAAUGUUUAGACCCAUGUAAGAUCAAAUAAUGCUGUAUGUGUUUGAUGUGGUGUAUAGGUAAUUCUUCUGAGCUGCUUCCCUCCUAAACUUUGAUUCAUCCAAGUUAGUCUUAGCUCUGUGCAGUUCAUAAUGAACAGAUUGACUUGAGUGAGGAGUAAGUUCCAAUCUCCCAGCAAACGAGGUACAGAAAUCUAGUUACCAGCUGCACGGAGCUAGGCAGUCAGCUGUUGUCUUGAAAAUAAUACUGAGUCACUGGACACCAGUGGUUCUCUAAUGGAUUUUUUUUCCUUAAGGUUUCAUGUUAUUAUGCUGUGUGCUUUGUGAAUGGGGAUUGUUAUGGGAAGCUGUGAUGCUCUUCAUUUCCUUUAAGAGUCUGAAUGGAAGUUUUGAAACUACUUAAGCCCAGCAAAAAUCUGAGAUGCAUUUAUAAGGUUGCUUCUCAGUAGGUUUACAGGUGCUUUAAAAAUAGAUGGAUUCAACCUUACCAGAUUGCAGCUGUGGGCUGGAAUAGGUGUGUAUUACCACGGAGUACAAAAUUCAGAGGGAUCCUGGAAGAAGAUGUCACUGAGUCCUAGCGUUGUAUUAGCAGGCAGGGCAUCUUGCCAAGGCACUCAGAGCAGUUGAGCAGCGUUAUGCGUUGAAGAGCUGGAAACGGUAAUGAUGUCUUCAAGGAGACAAAUGGGCAAAUAUACUGAAGUCUGCAAAGCCAGAGUGUAAUAAUUGAAUCGAUGACUUGACUAUGAUAAAGUACAUGGUGGACGAAAAGGAAGAGGGUUGUUAAGCUCUCCUUUUUUAUUGUCAGUUGAAAAUGAGUCUGGAAUGGAUCUUUUGGUUAAGAAGUCAGUAAUGCCCCCAGUGAGAAACAUACGGUUUGCCUUCUCUCGGAAAUACAAGUCCAUCAUUCUGUUGCGAUGUCAGUAGGAAGGCACUGGGCUCUGAGUCUGUGUGCUUAAAUCAUAGGUCUCUGAUCCGUGCUUGAUGGUCGGUGACAAAUGGCAGUGCUUGAAAGCUCUUGCUUGUUAGGGAGGAAAACUUUUUAGGUUUAGAGAUUAGGAAAGCUAGAAUGGGAAGAUACGUGGAUGUGGGGGGAGGUCAAAUGGCUGUCUGUCCAGAGGCAGGGUAAAACAUGAAGGAAUAUGGAAGAGAAAAGCAGUAGGCUGCUGCUGUUCCCAUUGACAUAAACCAGCCAAAUUCUGACAGACCUCAAAGAGAGCAGGACCAUUUCCAUCAUCUCUUAAGUUGCUUGCUGUUGUGACCAGUAGGAAAGAUCAGUUGUGCAAAUAUUUGUUUGUACUGCAGCCCCACUACUUCUGAAUUAAAGGAAGCUACUCUGCACGUGGGCGUGCGAGGAAGUAUCUCAGCAUAUACAUUUCACAGAGCUCCCAAAAUAAGACUUGGAAUACUCUACAGGAUGAAGAAAGAGAAGGGCACAAGGGUGUGUAGGUAUUAACACAGCCUACUAAAAUGCAGCAAUCAUUUAGCCUUCAACGGCAAGCUGUUAUUGCCUUGAGGUGAAACCUGGCAACCAUUUCACAGCACAUAGGAAAACUUGCAGGAAUCCGACGAGGCAAUAGCCAAGUGAGAUCACAGGGAGCCUCGGGUGGGCAGAAUGGGAGUGCUGCUUGGACUUCUGCCAGGCUUUCUGGUUAAUGUUUCUCUAUCUGUCUCCCAGCAG
Molecule: messenger RNA, 3998 nt
Organism: Oxyura jamaicensis (ruddy duck)
Lineage: Eukaryota; Metazoa; Chordata; Aves; Anseriformes; Anatidae
Gene: UBE3D
Product: ubiquitin protein ligase E3D
Exons: 9
Coding region: 110-1333 (407 amino acids)
Biological process (GO): proteasome-mediated ubiquitin-dependent protein catabolic process; protein autoubiquitination; protein polyubiquitination
Cellular component (GO): ubiquitin ligase complex; nucleus; cytosol
Molecular function (GO): ubiquitin protein ligase activity; cyclin binding; ubiquitin conjugating enzyme binding
Source: RefSeq, a predicted model, not a curated record